Messenger RNA from Anastrepha ludens (Mexican fruit fly), 1974 nucleotides. RefSeq lists its product as uncharacterized. The transcript is spliced from 2 exons. Lineage: Eukaryota; Metazoa; Arthropoda; Insecta; Diptera; Tephritidae. Bases 337 to 843 code for a protein of 168 amino acids. The record is from RefSeq and is a predicted model, not a curated record.
UUUUUCCAUUUAGGUUGUGUUUGGAUUUUGCAAAGCGAUUUAGAACUUUUACUUAGCUGUAACAACAAAUAUUUGUGCAAGGACUGUCAGGCUACUCGUCGGGCGUCUAUUCGCUCCCCUCCCCUAUGCCCUUCCCCAAGUGAGUGCAUAAUAAAUAAAACGAAAAGUGCGUGUUUAUCUAAUACACAAAAUCAAAAUGUGAAUAUCGCAAAACAACAACCGUUGCCGACUAAACAGUCAAAUCAAAAUAUAAACGACAAUAACCAGCAAGUCUCUUUGUUAACCGUGCUAAAUGAAAUUUCUGCUCUUAAAAUAGAAUACAAGAGCGCGGUGACAAUGCUAAAUAUUUUACAAACAGAAAAGCAGCUCUUAGUUGAAAAACAUAUGCAUUCAGAGACUAAAGCUAUGCGCAAAUCACACGCUGAAGAUGUGGUAUCUGCUAUUUCCAUGCUCACAAAAGAAGUUAAAGAACUCCGACGCAUUGCAUGCUCUUGCAAGUGUGCUAAUAAAAAUGUGAAAAGUGCAUCAAAACAAUUGUCUCCUAAGUCUGCCGUUAAUUUGCCAUCUACCGCUUCUUCGCUUUCUCUUCACAUAAAUCCUCUCCCAGCUGUCGAAGAGGGAAAUAAAUCUAAUCAACUCUUACAAACAGCUCAGCCAAUCGAGAAACGCAAUACCAACAAAGUAUCGUGUUCAGCAGCGGUGAUGGAUUCUGCUGCGGCUGUGACUGCAUCCUACGCCGACGUAGCUAAAUUAACUUCACAUCCCGAACAAAAUGCCUCUGCUGCGGAUGCCUCUGCUUCUGCUUCUAACUCUGCGUCCGCAUUCUAUUGGUACUUCGAAUAAGCCAAAAGUGAAAGCGCUUACUCGUAAAAUCGUUGUUGGGUCGAGCUCAAAUGAUGAAUUAAAUGUUGCGCAUAUAAUGAAAUGGUUACACUUAUCUUCAUUUAAGCCAUCUGUAACAACAAAUAAUAUUAUCGCCUACGUAUCUAAGCAUUCAUCUAUUAGUUCCGAAAUGAUAUCUUGCUAUAGCCUUGUAAAGAAGGAUGUGGCUGUUGAUUCUCUAAAGCGAGUGAACUUUAAACUGGGGGUCUUCUCAAAUCAUUAUGACAGCUUACUAAAUUCAGAGCACAUUUAAAAAAGAACACAAACUGUAACCCUGAAAUGCAAUCAGCUGUUUUUUCGCGCGCUAAUCCGACAACGAAUUGCAGAAAUUUUUGGUGGACAGUUUAAAAUAAAAAAAUAAAAGAAUGCUAGCUAAUGAAGAAAGUCCUAUUAGCAGAAAAACAGUUACAGGUAAAAUGAGAAUGUCUUGACUUUUCUGUCAAAUGUGAAAAAGUGAAAAAUUUAUUUAAACGAUCCUUUUUGAUAGUAUGGACGGAAGGCGAAACGAGACUUCUGCUGGAUAAAUACGCCUCCUAUUUGCCGGACGUUUCUCCCUUCAAGCAGGUAAAGAAAAAAGGACAUGUGGAUGAAAAUUGGCGCAGAGUUCGAUGGGAAAAGUUGGAAGCAGUGUGAAGAAAGGUAUAAGACCAUCAUGAAACGUAGAAAAGUGGCGGUGGAAAAUAACAGCACCUCAGGUGCAAAACGCCAAAAGCUACAGUUUGAAGAAGAGCUCGAAAAAAUAUGCAAAAUAGAUGAUUCCAUUGAGCCGGCAGUAAAAAUAAGUAGCCAAUGUAUGAUAAAAAAAGAGGUCGCAGCAAAAGAAAAGCAAAGAAAGAGGAAAACGCUGCAAGAAACUAUGUUAGAAAUUGCUGCUAGGAAGGAAGCCAGAAAGAAGCGACACAAGGAAAGAAUAGAGAAAGCUGCAAGAAUCGAAAGCCUUUUGGAAAAGUGCAUCAGUGAAAUCAAACCAGCUUGAGGCUGUGGGCGUGUGAGGCUUCUGUAAUUAAGUAUAAAAUGGGAAGAAGUGCCUUUCGUUCCUGGUCCAAUGUUUCGCCUAUUUAUUUUUUACUUAGUACCUGCUUGAAUCAAAUA